GGGUUUAUUGAGGGUUUUAGCUGUGAGUCGCAGAAAACGGCUUCCUCCACUAAGCUCGUCAAUGGCGGUUCUCAGUCCCUACUUGAACUAGCAUGCGAAUAGUCAACCCCCAUUUUCCCAUCAACAUCCUCAAUUCAUUCUAGUUUUUCCCAUUAUUGGCACCCAUGUUGAAGGUUUUGACAUCCUCAUGUCUGCAAAAUCGUUUCCACGCCGUCACAACGUCGUUUACCCCUCAAGUUCGGCGUGGAACUGAGUCGAAUACGCCAUUGCUUCAGGUUUUAGGUUCCCUAAGAAGUUCAAACAGUAGAGGCCCCUAUUUGUAUCGGCGAUUCUUUUGUUCAGAUUCUACUGAUGGGUCCGAACCGAAUUCCGAAGCUAAGCAGGUCGAGGGCGAAAUUGAAGUUGGAGAUGCUGAUUCAAACGCUUCCGCAGCAAUUGUUCCUACUGUAUUUAGGCCUGAAGAUUGCCUAACGGUUCUAGCGCUGCCACUUCCUCACAGACCAUUAUUUCCAGGGGUUUAUAUGCCUAUUUAUGUAAAGGAUCCUAAGGUAUUAGCAGCCUUGGUGGAAAGUCGAAAAAGGCAAGCACCUUAUGCUGGUGCUUUCCUUAUAAAAGAUGAGCAAGGGACUGAUCCUAAUGUUGUGUCUGCAUCAGAUACAGAAAAAAACAUCUAUGAGCUCAAAGGAAAAGACUUGUUUAGCCGUCUUCAUGAAGUUGGUACACUUGCUCAGAUAACAAGUAUUCAAGGAGACCAGGUUAUUCUUAUUGGUCACAGGCGGAUACGUAUGACAGAAGUGGUCAGCGAGGAACCCCUUACAGUGAAAGUUGAUCAUCUCAAGGAGAAGCCGUACAACAAAGACGACGAUGUUAUUAAGGCAACAUCUUUUGAAGUUCUAUCAACCCUACGAGAUGUUUUGAAGACAAGUUCUCUUUGGAAAGAUCAUGUUCAAACUUAUAUCCAGCAUAUUGGUGAUUUCAAUUAUGCAAGGUUAGCAGAUUUUGGAGCAGCAAUAUCUGGAGCCAACCAGCUGCAAUGCCAGCAAGUGCUUGAAGAGCUAGACGUGCAUAAACGACUACAACUUACUCUGGAGAUAGUGAAGAAAGAAAUGGAGAUCAGUAAGAUUCAGGAAUCAAUAGCAAAAGCGAUUGAAGAAAAAAUAAGUGGAGAGCAACGCCGUUAUUUAUUGAAUGAGCAAUUAAAGGCCAUAAAGAAGGAACUAGGUUUGGAGACGGAUGACAAGACAGCUCUUUCUGCAAAGUUUAGGGAAAGGCUGGAGCCUAACAAAGAAAAAAUACCGGCUCAUGUCAUGCAAGUUAUUGAAGAAGAACUUACAAAACUGCAACUACUGGAAGCUAGUUCAAGUGAAUUCAAUGUGACACGUAAUUAUCUUGAUUGGUUGACUGCCUUGCCAUGGGGUAGUUACAGUGAUGAGAACUUUGAUGUACUACGGGCAGAAACAAUUCUUGAUGAAGACCACUAUGGGUUAAGCGAUGUUAAGGAAAGGAUUUUGGAAUUUAUAGCUGUGGGAAAACUCCGAGGAACCUCACAAGGGAAAAUCAUAUGCCUCUCUGGCCCUCCUGGAGUAGGCAAAACCAGUAUAGGUCGUUCAAUUGCACGUGCAUUGAACCGCAAGUUCUACCGAUUUUCUGUUGGAGGGUUGUCUGAUGUCGCUGAAAUAAAGGGACAUCGACGGACUUAUAUUGGUGCCAUGCCAGGGAAGAUGGUGCAAUGUUUAAAAAGUGUGGGAACAGCUAAUCCUCUUGUUUUGAUAGAUGAAAUUGAUAAGCUGGGAAGGGGACAUGCUGGUGAUCCAGCAAGUGCUAUGUUGGAGCUUCUUGAUCCAGAACAGAAUGCAAAUUUCUUGGAUCAUUAUCUUGAUGUCCCUAUUGAUUUAUCAAAGGUUUUGUUUGUCUGCACAGCCAAUGUCUUGGAAAUGAUACCUAAUCCUCUUUUGGAUAGAAUGGAGGUAAUUGCAAUUGCUGGUUACAUUACUGAUGAGAAACUGCACAUAGCCCGGGAUUAUUUGGAAAAAAGUACCCGUGAAACAUGUGGGAUCAAGCCUGAACAGGUUGAAGUGACUGAUGCAGCUCUUCUCGCUUUAAUAGAAAAUUACUGUAGAGAAGCCGGUGUUCGCAAUCUGCAGAAGCAAAUUGAAAAGAUUUAUCGCAAGAUAGCUCUAAAGCUUGUUAGGAAGGAUGGCAAGAUUGAGCCCCAGAAUGCAGGGGUAAAUGAGGUAAAAGCAGAAUCUGUCCAUAUAUCAGACGAAAUCAAGUCUAAGGAAGAAACUCAGGCUGGAGCUAAGUCUGUAGAGGGUACCAAUGAUGACAAGCCCUCUGAAAAUGUUGCUGAAUCUCUGGAAGCACCAGUAAACCAAAUGCAGAAGCCUAUUGAUGAAGAUACUCAUUUACAGGAAGUUGAGGAAGUUACAGAAAGUGAAGCAAGUAAAACAAUAGAAAAAGUGGUUGUGGACUCACCAAACCUAGCUGAUUAUGUUGGCAAACCUAUUUUCCAUGCUGAGCGCAUAUAUGAUCAGACCCCAGUUGGAGUUGUGAUGGGUCUUGCUUGGACUUCAAUGGGUGGCUCAACACUCUAUAUAGAAACGUCUUUGGUGGAGCAAGGAGAAGGAAAAGGGGCUCUCAAUGUAACAGGACAACUAGGCGACGUUAUGAAAGAAAGUGCCCAAAUUGCCCAUACGGUUUCCAGGAUCAUUUUGCAGAAGAAGGAGCCUGAUAACCACUUCUUUGCAAAUAGUAAGCUUCAUCUUCAUGUUCCUGCGGGUUCUACCCCUAAGGAUGGCCCUAGUGCUGGUUGUACUAUGAUAACAUCCUUGUUGUCUCUUGCCAUGAAAAAGCCUGUUAAACCUUACCUGGCAAUGACCGGGGAAGUCACGCUAACUGGAAAAAUUCUUCCCAUCGGCGGGGUCAAGGAGAAAACCAUAGCAGCACGGCGAAGUGAUGUGAAAACUAUAAUAUUCCCUUCAGCUAAUCGAAGAGAUUUUGACGAGCUUGCUCCUAAUGUCAAGGAAGGCCUUGAUGUACACUUUGUGGAUGAGUACAAGCAAAUAUAUGAUUUGGCAUUUUGACAACUAUAGUAUAGAAUAUUUAAGUUGCUCUUGGAGACGAAUUGUCCAGC
This is a messenger RNA of Solanum verrucosum, 3133 nucleotides long. RefSeq names its product lon protease homolog 1, mitochondrial-like. Gene Ontology annotation, biological process: mitochondrion organization; chaperone-mediated protein complex assembly; protein quality control for misfolded or incompletely synthesized proteins. The transcript is spliced from 20 exons. NCBI's taxonomy places the organism in Eukaryota, Viridiplantae, Streptophyta, Magnoliopsida, Solanales, Solanaceae. The record is from RefSeq and is a predicted model, not a curated record. Gene Ontology annotation, cellular component: mitochondrial matrix. The coding region runs from base 165 to 3083 and encodes 972 amino acids. Gene Ontology annotation, molecular function: ATP hydrolysis activity; ATP-dependent peptidase activity; single-stranded DNA binding.